This is a messenger RNA of Zea mays, 2595 nucleotides long. It is a transcript of the gene SOL, whose product is annotated as Sympathy for the ligule. The record is from RefSeq and is marked validated. Gene Ontology annotation, biological process: regulation of defense response to fungus. NCBI's taxonomy places the organism in Eukaryota, Viridiplantae, Streptophyta, Magnoliopsida, Poales, Poaceae. Bases 441 to 2348 code for a protein of 635 amino acids. The transcript has 3 exons.
GUCAACACCCAACACAUGCUUUACCACGCACACGUUUGACCACGGACUCUCGGCUGGCCGUCUCCAGUCCCCCACUCCGCAGCUCCGUUCACACCUCGCCGCGGGAACGGGAGUCCUGGUGGUGUUUUUUAUUCUGCUAAGUGGCCCGGCCCGGUCGUCUUUGCUGCCUCUUGCGAAGCGAGUGCGCCGUAACUUCCAAGAACCGGGGGGUGCGCGGGGGGCCGGAGCCCGGAGGUAGCAAGCAACGAGAGGAAGGAGACGACGACGCGGCCUCGGCUCGGAGGAGACGACGGCGAGGAAGCGUCCAGGGGACCCCGUACGAAAGACUUGCAGCUGCGGGUGUCUUCUGCUAUCACGAUCUGAAGUGCUGAACUUGGUUGGAAGAUACUCUUCUUAAGCCUGGAACUGUCGUUUCCGAUGGUCUGGCACUUUCUUUCCUGAUGGCAAGCACAGAAGGUUUCCGCCUCGUGAGAUGCCCAAAGUGUCUGAACAUUCUCCCAGAACCACCUAACGUCACAGUCUACAAGUGCGGUGGAUGCGGCACCACCCUUCGAGCUAAAACCCGUGCCAGCGGUGGCCAACAAGUGGCCGCGACCGCGAAACAAGGUCGCCAGGACUCCGACAGUUAUUCGGUCGCUACCGCCGUGAGCAGUGGGGUGCCUCGUCAGAACAGAGACCAGGGCUCCAUUGGUGCCGUCACGGAGAGUUCCUUCGACGCUGAUGUCGCGAGCGCCGAGCAUGGCAGCAACGGAGCAAGGAGCGGUGAAAAUGGUGGUGGUAUGCUGGCUGGCCAGAAUGUCCAUUUCGAAGGCCAGGAUAAUAAUACCAGUUCAAGGAUGGAAGGUCCUGCUGGCCAGACACGCCUGAACGCAAAUGCCACGUAUUUAGACUCUGGUGGAACAGAAAACCACACCGUGCAACAAACUGCAGAGAAAUGCCGAGUGAGUGGACAUGUCGAUGAUACAGAAUGCCACUUGAACACCUCUGAGGACGAAAUGUUUCCUUCCGAGACAAGCAAAGCAGCCGUCGGUAUGCAGGAUCCUGGGCAGAAGAAGGAAGCGGGCGGAACCGAGCAUGCAGCGAACAAGAAGAGCCAUCUUGUGAGGGCACUGUCUCGGUCGUGUGAUCUUGGAUCAUCGAUGAACUUGACCGAUUUCCACUCUGCUCGGGCUUCGCUCCAGUCCAAAAGCUUCAGGGCCAGCGCGCCCCUCCAGUCGAAGAUCAUGAGCACGGUGGAUGAGCUGAAGGGCGACCUCUCUGAGAUGUUCAGCAAACCUGCGGACUGCAAGCCAAGGCCACACCCACACCCUCCACGCCCUUCCAAACGAGAUGGCGGCCGCACGGCUCGUGCGGCCGUCACGUCCAGCGCACCACUCGCGGCGUAUCGUCCUCCCGCCGAGCAUUCCGGCUAUGUGUCUCGCUCUCGCCUCAGCAGGUCUGCCCAGGUUCUUCCUCCUCCUCGUCGUGGGCUGCCGUCACUGAGGUAUCGCCGGCACAGGGUUUAUCCGUGCCAUCACAGUGUGCAGAUGGAAGUGAGAUCUUCUUGCCGUCACGAGUGCUGCUACAACAGCUGCCAGCCACCCUGCUGCAGGUCCUGCGAGCAAGAACCUUCAGCGAUGCACAGGGCACCGGUCGAGCAGGUUAAGCGUCGUCCUCCGCCCAGAAACCACUGCCUGCCCGUCCUAAGCGGCGCUCCGUUCGUCAUCUGCUCCAGCUGCGUCAGCCUGGUCCAGCUGCCCGCCGACUUCGCCGUGCCGAGCAGAGGAGCACGCCGGCUGCGGUGCGGCGCCUGCUCCGAGCUCCUUUCCUACUCGUACAGGGACCCCGCCGGGAGGAAGAAGCCGCGGUCGCCAUUCGAGGGCGAUGAGUGCAGCACUGACGGGUACGACGAGAUCCGCCACCAGGCUGCCGGCGCCGGCUUCGAGCGGGCAGGUCCGGCCGUGUCCUACUCCGAAGAGUACGGGCUCUCGUUCGGCAUCGGCCACUCGACCAGCAGCAGCACCGAGGACGGGCAGCCGCUGUACGUGUCGAGGAACUCUUCCUUCAACACCGCCGACGACGGAAGGAUGGGCAGAGACGGCAAGCUUCACCGGCUGAUGGGAUACUCGUCGGCGAGCGAGCUGCUGCGGCACUCGCCCGACCUAUUCGAGAGCUUCGACAGGCGCGCGCCCAGCGCGAGAGCGCACGUCGACGGCAAGGGCAAAGGCGUCUGCGUGGCAGGAAACGACGCGGCGGGCGCGCGAGACGGUGCGGCGAAGAGGUCCAAGGCGAGGAGCGGUGGCUUGCCGCUCCAUGGGAUCCUGAAGAAAGGGAUCCAUGGCCUGGAAUCGCUCAAGCUCAGGUCGUAGCUGAUGAUCCUCGUUUGGCGGGGCUCUGGCGAUCGGGUUUAGGAGAAGGUAGCAGUAGCAUACACGACAUGUCUUUAGAGGCAGUGUGUAGUGAUUUGAUUAUUGGCGGCCUGAUGUGUGCUUACUGCUUAGUAGCUAGCUUGUGUGUGUGAGUUGUUUGCAAUUCAUCUGUGUGUGUGGAGUUGGUUGGUUGGUUCGCAAACUUGUGCUCUUCGGUUCGAUGUGUGUAAGUGUAAGAUUUGAACGC